AUGGGGAUAGGGAAAGGGACCAAGGAAUUGUUUGAGGCUUUUGGAAACAAGGCAGUAAGAAUAGCCUUUCCUCUCAACAAACUGGUUGACGAGGGCAUUACCAAAGUGGGAGUUGAUGCAACUCCUUGGCUUGUCGCCACUUAUUAUAAACUUGAGCCUCACCAACAGAGUGAUCUAAAACUGCAGGCAGAACUUUUUAAAAAGGAUUGCCAUGAUAGGAUUAAAGUGCUAAGGAAGAAUAAACUUGAACCGGUUUUGGUAUUUGAUGGAAACGCGCCACCAUUAAAGAUCCAAAUAGUGGAGCUGAGGGCAGCCAUAAGCGAGGCAAAAAAGAACCAGUGUGCAGUUGCUAUUCCAAACUACAAGGAUCCAGAAGUUAGAUGGAUUCCUGACUUCUUUGAAACAAUCAAAUGGAUGAAGCACGAGAUCGAAGUAGAGUUCAUUGUGGCCCCCUAUGAGGCCGACGCGCAACUGACUCACUUGGCAACCACAGGUUAUGUACAUGCCGUCCUCACUAAAGAUUCAGACCUUAUAGCGUUUGGAUGUGAAAAAAUUCUCUAUAACACUGAUUUUACAGAGGCAACAUGUGAUUAUUACUCUUUUGCUCGUUUAACACGAAUGAACUCCGACUACGAAGCCUUUUCCAAAAAGAAGCUUUUGGAAAUGUUAAUAAUAGUCGGUUGUGAUUAUAUGCCAAAUGUAAUCAUGUACGAGAAGAAUCUGAAGGUUACAAAUGGAAAGGGGAAAACCCAAAAUUCAACUUCGAAGACGGAGAUUCUGCAACAUUUUGAGAGGGCUAUUCUAGCGUUCACAUUUCAGCAGGUUUAUGAUCCGACAUCUAAAACUUGUAAACGACUAUCUCAGAUAGACGAAGGGUAUGAUGAGCUCCAGCUUGACGUGGUGAACACAAUAAAAGGUUUUUUAGGACCAUAUUUGAAGGAAGAGUCUGUUCAUAAAAUUGCUACGGGUGUGACAGAAUCGAUAAUAGCUAGCACUGAUAUAGAUACACGGCCUGAAGCAGAGAUACAGUCGAUGCAACAGUCAGCUAGCCCAAGAGCCCCAAAAUUAACUGUUGUGGCUGCAUUUGGUGAUACUUCCAGAGGUACUGUUGUUAUUUCAAACACUGGUACUCUAACAGACAAUUCUUCAUCAAAACCUGUUUCUCAAGUUGGUACUGUGCCUCAACCAACUGUUAUGCCUACCAUUCCUGGUGUUGCUUCUCCUAUUGGAUGCACUAUGCAUUACAUGCCUAGUACUGAGUCAUCAUCGACAAAACUGAAUGUGAAUGUGUUGGAUGACAUGUACACUCGAAUGGGUGCUUCUGACAGGUUGCAGAAGAAUCUCAAGGGAGGAAGAAAGGUUCUAAAGAAGUUCCUCGUGAAGAAGAGCAUCGAGCUCAAGCAAGGAAAGCACAAAGGUAAGAAGAAAAGAAAAUCUUCUAAGCCUGGUUCUGCUGCUCAAGCUUCAAUUGUGUAG
Fragaria vesca subsp. vesca is the source of this 1476-nucleotide messenger RNA. RefSeq names its product exonuclease 1-like. Gene Ontology annotation, molecular function: 5'-flap endonuclease activity. The record is from RefSeq and is a predicted model, not a curated record. Lineage: Eukaryota; Viridiplantae; Streptophyta; Magnoliopsida; Rosales; Rosaceae. The coding region runs from base 1 to 1476 and encodes 491 amino acids. The transcript has 9 exons.